Vitis vinifera (wine grape) is the source of this 1690-nucleotide messenger RNA. RefSeq lists its product as uncharacterized. NCBI's taxonomy places the organism in Eukaryota, Viridiplantae, Streptophyta, Magnoliopsida, Vitales, Vitaceae. The record is from RefSeq and is a predicted model, not a curated record. The transcript is spliced from 3 exons. Bases 154 to 1551 code for a protein of 465 amino acids.
AAAAGGAAAAUCCAAAAUUAUGUUCGCCCCUUUCGUCCAAUCCCAAUCUAGAUUGGAUUUAUUAUUAGGCUUGUUUAUCUCAUCCUAGUGGUGGCCCUUACGCCAAGGCAGUUCUCUCCAAUAUCAAUCUCGCUCAGCAUCUCACUCACACUCAUGGCCGACCCAGAAACCACCCAACUCAAGGGUCGAGCCGCCGGUGGCACCGAGUAUAGUUGGUGCAAAGCCGUGCCUGGCGGCACCGGCAUAACCGCUCUAGCUAUCCUCCUCUCAAAAGCCCCUGAUUUUUCCCUCCUCCAAGCCGCCCUCCACAAGCUCCAAAAUGCCUACCCGAUCCUCCGCUCCAAGCUUCACUUCGACCCAAAAACCAACGCCUUCUCCUUCUUCACAACCCAAAAUCCUUACCUCCAACUCGAAACUUUCGAUCUCUCUUCAACCUUUGGCAUCCUCCAAACUCUCCCGGAUCCAGAAACCGACUCCGUUUCCCCAUUCCACCGCAUCUUCGAGCACCAGCUGAACCUCAACACUUGGCACAAUCCCGACCCUUCAUCCAACACCGAAACCGACCUCUUCUUUGCGAGCGUCUACACUCUAAGCAACGAUGAGUGGGUGGUGACGCUCCGUCUUCACACGGCGGCCUGCGACCGCACCUCGGCGGUGGCUUUGCUUAGGAAAUUGCUGGCAUUAAUGGGAGGAGGGAGGGAGAAGGAAUUGGAGAAGGAAACGGAGCUGAGCUUGGGAAUUGAGGAUAUGAUCCCCAAUGGGAAAGCCAACAAGCCAUUCUGGGCGCGUGGAGUGAACAUGCUUGGCUACUCUCUCAAUUCAUUUAGGCUCUCUAAUUUGAAUUUCAUAGACGCUAACUCGCCGAGAUCGUCGGAAGUGGUGAGAUUGCAUCUCCCUGCGGAUCAUACUGCUCUCAUUACUGCUGCCUGUGAGUCCAGAGAGAUUAAGCUGUGUGGGGCCCUGGCAGCCGCUGCAUUGAUUGCCGCACAUGCAUCCAACCAUCUUCCUGAUGGACGGUGGGCCAAAUAUGGUGUUGUAACUCUCAUCGAUUGCCGUUCUAUUCUUGACCCCGUUCUUCCCAGCGAUCAUAUCGGAUUUUACCAUUCUGCCAUACUGAAUACCCACGACGUGAACGGGAGCGAAACACUCUGGGAGCUAGCCAGGAGAACCUACGGGUCCUAUGCAAAUGAUAAGAACUACAACAAGCACUUCUCGGACAUGGCUGACCUCAAUUUCCUCAUGUGUAGAGCCAUUGAGAACCCCGGCUUGACUCCAUCAGGGUCGCUCAGAACUUCAUUAGUCUCGGUGUUCGAGGACUGUGUGAUGGACGAGUCCAACCAACUGUAUCAGGAGAUGGGGGUGAAGGACUACGUGGGAUGCGGUUCGGCUCACGGCGUUGGACCCUCCAUUGCUUUGUUCCACACCAUACGAGAUGGGCAGUUGGAUUGUGCCUGUGUAUACCCCUCCCCGCUGCAUUCCAGGGAGCAGAUGCUGGAACUGGUUGAUGCCAUGAAGAGGGUCCUUGUGGAUGGUUGUGCCACUGGCGAGUGAGGGAUGUUGAGAACUGGACUAGAGCAGCUUAGAGGCCUCUUGGGUUUAGGCUGUUUCAUUGUGGGCCGACUCCUUAUGAUGAUUGGAACUUGGAAUAAAGGAUAACGUAGGUGCUCUCUCAUGGGCCAACCCUUCAUCA